AUGUUUGAUGAAGCUGUUAUUAUCGUAGGUGCCGGUGUGUCGGGACUUUCCACCGCUUAUGCCCUCCUAAAAAGAGGAUAUAGAAACGUCCACAUCUUCGACAAAAGAGACUACGUGCAUCUUGGAUAUAACUAUUUCAAAGGAUGUGACAGCCCAAGCUCAGAUAUGAACAAGAUUUUUCGAGCUGCGUAUGGGGAACAGACGCAUUAUCAGAAAAUGUCACUGGACAGCAGAAAGAUCUUUUUAGAAUGGAACCAAAGAAUCAAAGAUUGCGAUUUCGAAGGUGGCCAGCCCAUUUACUUUAAUAGCGGUAAUGUUCAUCUCACAAGCCAUCACACUCUACCUCCCUUCGAACAGCUUACACUGCAGAACAUGAGUUCCUCUCAGGCCAUUUGUGUGUCUGACGUGGAUGCGACUGAAAGGGCUCGUGCUAUAGGACAGCCAGCCUCAUCGGUGGAUCCUUUUGAGAUGAAGCGGCGUGGAAAGCACCUCCAGGGCGUACUUGACACCACAGGUGGUAUGAUAGUUGCAGACAAAGCAUGUAGAUGGGUUUUGCAUCUGUGUCGCACAGAAUUCGCUGCUUCGUUCCACACGCAUUUUGGGCCAUGGCAGGGCGCGAUCGACCAUCUUUUGGUGGAUUACGUCAAGGGUACAAUUGAAAAGAAAUGCAUGGGGAUCAAAACUCGCGACGGGCAGCUCCAUGUCGCGAAUUUGACUAUCACGGCCUGUGGACCAUGGACGACAGAAGUAGUCCCUGAAGCUGCGGAGAAAGUGGAAGCAACAGGCGGUACCGUGGCUUUAAUGAAAAUUACGGAUCCCAAAGCAUUGGAAAAGUAUAGCGAGGAGAAGUUUCCAACAUGGACCUUCGACGUUAGGGAAAAGGGUAUCGGAGGCCUUUAUGGUUUUCCUGUGAGAAACGGGUUCAUGAAGAUUGGAUACAGAGGUUUGAAAUGGACGAAUCCAACCAAAAUGCUCAACUCAAAGGUCAAGACUGCUUUUAGUGAUGAUCCAGAGGAAAACGUACCGUUAUUUGGGUUGAAGUUAAUCAAGCAAUUCAUCAAGGAGCAUAUUCCAGAGGUCAAGAAACUAGACAAAACCAGACUAUGUUGGUAUUCGGACAGCGAGGACAACGACUUUUUGAUAUCUUACUGUCCUUUCUAUGCAAAUAGAUCUCUUUUCACCAUUGCUGGUGACUCCGGCCACGCAUUUAUGAUGUUUGGCAGUAUUGGUGAUGUCAUCGCUGAUAUCAUCGAGGAGACCAACGAGAAUGCUUUCCUUAAGGAACUUUUCUCCUGGCAACGCAAGAGAGAACCGCUGAAUGCCAUUAACAAAGGUGUAGACGAUCCACGGGCCUUAUGCAACCAGCUCAUGGCCACCGAAAGCGACUGGGUUGUUAGAGAGACAUGUAAGCUAUAA
This is a messenger RNA of Lachancea lanzarotensis, 1416 nucleotides long. Its product is annotated as LALA0S05e09824g1_1. Bases 1 to 1416 code for a protein of 471 amino acids. The record is from RefSeq and is a predicted model, not a curated record. Gene Ontology annotation, molecular function: flavin adenine dinucleotide binding; sarcosine oxidase activity. The transcript has a single exon. NCBI's taxonomy places the organism in Eukaryota, Fungi, Ascomycota, Saccharomycetes, Saccharomycetales, Saccharomycetaceae.